This is a messenger RNA of Anopheles merus, 6907 nucleotides long. RefSeq names its product GTPase-activating protein skywalker (gene sky). The transcript has 10 exons. Lineage: Eukaryota; Metazoa; Arthropoda; Insecta; Diptera; Culicidae. Bases 2762 to 4567 code for a protein of 601 amino acids. The record is from RefSeq and is a predicted model, not a curated record.
UCAUGUAAUAUUACAGUUCUGCUAAGCUAAUGCAUAAUGUUUUAGUUCCCUUGAACGGUUGUGUAUUUUUGAGGUGGCGCUUUUGUUCAAAACCGAUUGAAUCAGGUUAUUUAUAGCACUGAUUCGUAUGUUCGAUCGUUCUGUAUAUCCUACGAUCUUCCGCACUCGGUCGCCUUGUUUCUUUUUUAUUAUCACUUAGAGAUUGUUUUUAGCGUAGUUGAUGCCGUUAGUGGUCGCAAUAGUAGUAGUGGUGAUGAAAAAGAUCAUCUUGCUAGUUUAUUUCUGUAUUUGCAUCGAUGGUACUAAGAACCGUUCUUACAUAUUUGCCUCAAGCCGCGCGUAGUCACGAAUGAAAUACAGUAGUGUUUGUGAGGUGCGAAGAAGUGGUUAGCAUGUUUUGGCCGAUCGUGAACGUAAAGAAAUUGAUGAGCGUGUACUGUUUUAAUUAAAAUGUUUUAUUUUGAACCAUGAGUAAUUCAAGCGCUCAACCGCUAUUGAUGCAAAAUUGAUCGGUCGAUUGAAGUGGAAUACUGAGUUCAAUCACGGUCCAACUGAAUGGUCUCUCAUAGUACGUCAUUAACUUGUUAGCCCUGCAAGUUUGUUAGGUUAUUAAUAAAAUUUUAAAGGUAGAAUAAUGAAACAUCGAGUAUAAUUAAACGUGCCAAUAUUGAUGGAUUCUUUACUAAACAAAUUCCUUUACGUGCAUAACAACUCGUCAGCCUAAGCGUUCUUUAUCCAUAGGAAUGAUAGAUGGACAUGGUUAUGCUUAUUUGUUAAAUUUAUCAGAUUACAUUUGAGUCAUCAAUGAACGCGCUAUGGUAAGCGCCACACGUUUGAUGAUGAUGAGAACGUGAGACCUCUCUAUACGUUUUUGUUUUUCUUGUUAAGUAGUUGCAAAAGCAUGUUAGAACAUGUGACUAAUAAUGUUCGUGCUGCGAACGAGAAGGUAGAAAAGGUAGAAAAGAUUCGAAAAUAAAAUCGAUCUACUAAUUAUUCUGGCGUUUGUAGAAUUACUUUUUAUGAUAUAAAAUGGUAAGUGAAUGAUGAUGUAACAUCAUGCCAUUCAAUAAUAAUUUGAAUUGAAACAUAAAUUAUACCAAAUAAAUACAAUCGAAGCAAAGUAGGUAAAUAGAAGAAUAUCACGUAUGUAAAUAUUUGUUACACUUAUGCAACUGUUUUGAAAAUUGUACGGUUACAAUCGUGUGCCCAGAUUAGUGAAUUUUGAAUAUUUGAAUUUUCAUGACUCACGGAAAGCGCAGAGGAGAAUAAUAGCGGUUUUUUAAAAAUUGUUUUGACAUAUUUUGAUUGACAGGAUUUUUGAUAAUCUUGAGCCUAUGCUCUCGACUUUAACCUUGGUAGUGAUGGUAUACCACUUAAUGCUAAUAAAAGUGUUCUUAUUGAAAUUGUCUUUUGAUUUGGAGAUGAUAAAUUUUGAAUCAGUGGUUUUGAAUAUUAACUUAAGAAUGAUGCAAAAAUGCCCUUGAAAUAAUGAGACCUUUUGUUAUUGUAGAUUAUACGUCAACUUAUUUGCUAACCUCAUAAUAAAUAAAUAAUUUUAAAGCCAUUUCAUGUGAGCGAGUCGGACUAUAGGCAGUCUUAAUUAUAGUGCAAUUCGCUUAUUAUAAUGCCAUUAUUACAUGGGUGAACUCCACGAACAAAUGGAUGACUGAAACACCAGAUGUAGGUGUUUAAAAUGAACAUCUUUAUCAGUUGAAUAUGUGGUUGGCCUUAUUCAUGAAAUCACGAUGAUAUAUGAUUGUUGCGUUUUAUAUUUUGAAAUUUAGUUGAAAAAAGUACGGAAAGAUGACUCGGAGUCGGUGGGUGCUUAUAAAAUAGAUUGUAAAUGUGUGUGACUAUGUCAACGCCACAUUCGAAUCUAUUGAGUGCACAAAUCUCACUACUAUUAACACAAGCUUGAAAACGUGAACAGAAAGAAACGCGUCGUUCACUGUUGUACCGCUCACGACCAUCAAUAGACCUUAUCAAUCAGAACACAAGCAGCUAUACCGACACAUGCAGUAUGUAAACAUUAAAAACAGUCAACACCAACACUGUUUGGAUUCGAUCGUUUCCAUACGACAUACGGGAUCUUUGGUUCGGUCUAACAGUCUAUUCGUGCCGGGCAAUCCAAUUGCUACAGUGAGAAAACGAUUGGCAGUACGCACAGAUCGUUUAUUACGUCGGAAGAAUUGUGUUUUUCAACGCUAAAACAGAUAUGGUGAUUCGUUAACAAUGGAAACAAAAAUGCAAAUUGCAUAAAUGUGGUGUGCUGUUAUUGCAAAACUGAUCAAUGCGUAACUUAUUCCGCUUGUGCUAUAUUUAUUGUGUAGCUUAAGUUUGUAAAUGAACAAACCGUAAUAAACAGUGGCUAUCCGUAUUAGUUGAAAUUUGCCACCCAAAACCAAAAACAAUAUACAAUUGAAAAGAUUUAAGUUUGAAGCGCUAACCUUUUAGUGAAGUGGUAAUUCCAUCGUGAAGUGGGAAAGUCAUGCUGUAUGUCCCCCAAUAGUGCGAGUUAGUUUUCCAAUGUGAAGUGUCAUGCUUUUGCUCUUAUACAUCACCGCUGAUCCGUGUGCAAUAAAUUCAUCGGUAACAUUGCGUUACUACUCAACUAUCGGUUAUGUGACCAUCAGAUGGUAAUAAUGUAUUGAAUCAUGUAUGCGGUGCUUCGUUAGUACGCACAUAUGUAUGUAGCAUUUUACUGCACAGGCUUUCCUAUUACUGAAUCUGCUAUAAAAAUAGGCAGUUGAAAGGACACAUAAUGGUUGCAAAAACGCAGGAAGGCAUAUCUUUGGAAAAUCUUAGCAAACGAGCAUCGGUUUAUAUUGAUCCUGAUUGUGAUUUGUACCUAGAGCUGCAAUAUUUGCAAUCUUCAAGGCUUACAAAAUGUGCCUGUUUCGACAUCCACCUAUUGACAUCGAAAGGAAAAAAACCAAACUUGAAAUCGUUUCAAGACGUGCAAUCACUCAUUCAACAAGGAAAAAAACGAGAAGCAAAGAUAGUGUUAAGAGAAAACUCAUGGCCCACCAAUUCACCGAUUCGUUCACAGCUAUGGCCAGCUUUAUGCGCCCAACAUCACGUUGGAAAAACGAUGCUGGACGGAUUCUAUUGGGAUAUGGUGAAUCAGGUUUUCGGUACGACAGAAUUGCCCGAGAAACCUAUAAUGCUGCCACCGUUCGUCGAUUCAACACAUUGUCUGCCCUAUCAUUUGACACGGAAAGGUCGAGCGGUGGCUGAUCGAGUAGUAAGUGUGCUCGGUUACGCAUGUCCAGACAUUACUUACAGCCCUACGCUCUACCCUAUUACUUCCAUUUUGUUACACUUUAUGUCUGAGGAAGAAUGCUACCACUGUAUGGCCAGCCUUGUCGCCCCGAAGGAGAAAGUUUUUAUUACUCAAACAAAGUUACUUUAUGAGGUCACGUGGAAGACUGUGAUGCAAAUUGCCAAAAAACAUGCGAAAUCUGCUGUUAAUUACCUAUCGACAAUGUGCAACGGACAAAAGCCUGAAUCGAUCUUCAUGGAUUGGUGCUGGUGGAUAUUAGGUGGAUUACCUUUUCCGCAUCUUGUACGAGUAAUGGAUUGCUUUUUCCACGAGGGAAUUAAGGUUUUCUAUCGCGUAUCGUUGGCUAUAUUGAUACUUUUUCACAAACACGUUACCAGCAGUAAUUCCGAGUGGGACGCAGAUGCGAUAAAAAAUGAUAUCGAUAAUGCCCUUCCAAAGUUCUGUAAAAAUAUACCAGUCUCACCAGCAAAGCUGCUCCGGACAGCUUUUAGUAUUAGAGCUCUUAGUUCUACGUACAUAUCUAGAGUUUUUUUGAAGACUGAAAUGUUACUAAAGAGUAAGUCAGUACUAAGUGGGCCGAAGCAAAUGGUAAGAUCACGUUCUAGCGAUAAUUUACCAACGAGUCAAUCCCAGAUCAACGUACAAAUGAUGUCUCACACCUUAACAAUUCGGGAGGGGGCUCAUUCUCCUGACGUACGAGUCUUGUCCAUGGGAGUUUUUCCAAUUCAAGCAAUAAAGAGUAAAAUAUGUGAUCAGGACACACUGUUUACGCUCUGGUCUUGGCUACCAGUAAGAAUCACAAUGUAUCAACCCAUUCUACUGUAUACAACAGAAGAACAUGGAUGCUCUUUGACAACGUUUUACGUUAGAGUAGAACAACAUGAACCAACACUGUUAAUGAUUAAAACGUGUAAUAACGAAGUGUUUGGUGCUUACUGUUCGUCGCGAUGGUUUGAACGCAAUUUAAAAGACGAUCGUGGACAGCGUCAAGCUUACUUUGGCACGGGAGAAACGUUUCUGUUUUCACUUUAUCCCGAACGUGCCAAAUAUCCGUGGGUCGGAAUAGAGGGUGAUACAGGCUUGGGCCAUGCAUCUGAGCUAUUUAUGGCUGCUGACUCCAAGAUGAUUACUAUCGGCGGCGGAGAGGGGCAAGCUAUCUGGAUGGAUGAAAAUAUUCGUUUUGGCAAAACCGACAGGUGCCAAACUUUUAAUAACCCACCGCUUUGUGCUUCUGGCGAUUUUGAGAUACGUGUAUUGGAGGUGUACGGUUUUGUUGGAGCGUGAGUAACCUCCUGAAUUAUGUAUCGGUAAAGCUUGCGUUUAAUUCACAUUGAAAUCCGUAUUAAUGUUUAGUCUAUGUUGAAGCUGAAACCAAAACAAAACUCGAUAUGCUGGUAGAUCUCGUUGAUUUCAUCAUUGUGUUCUUUGACUCUCAUGAAAUGAGAGCAAAAAAUAGAAGUAAACUUUUGACAAAAAUGAAAAUUUCAGCAAAUUCAUCAAGCCUCAGCCAUUCAAGAAAAGAUCGCAUUGUUGUAUGUAUAAUUUUGCCAUGUUCAUUAAAUACUCUGAAUAUUUGCAAAUCGUGCGGAUUGCAUAAGAUCACUACAAGUGAUUAUAUACAUAUUACGUAUUUCAGCCCAAUCGUUCAGCCCAAAGCUUAUUUGGACAAAAGCAAUUUCGAACAAAUAUAUGAAUUAUACAUGAUAAAUGUUUGUUUAAAUUGUCAUUGUGGUUUAAUCGGACUGUAGAAGAAUUCCACGAAGGAAAUUAGUUUUAAGCUUUAGGUAGUAUUGCACUAGAUAUAGUUUACAAAAUUUGUUAUGCAUAUUUGAUUUAAUUAUAUUGUGCAGGGAUUAUCGGAGAUUGUUUUUCAUGUUUGUUUUAUUUUCCGAUGAUUUACGGGCAUGAUGAUGUUGUUUAUUUUCUUCAAAUGUGGUUAAAAUGUUUAUUUUAUUGGAUUUAUGACAUUAGCGCAAUCAAAGUUAUACCAACAAAGCAUUUCAUGAUACAACGAAAAAAACAUUUUAACAUAUCGUUGUAUUACAACAUCACAAAAUUGUUCAAGGAUGUAUAUGUUCUAUUGUAGUGUGUCUCUAUGUGAUUUGUUUCGCAUACUCGUGGAAUGUCAUCAAAAUACAACAAUCGUUAAAUGGUUUUCAAAGGGUUAUAAUUGUACUAUUGAACUAUAACUUCUUGUAAACUACUAAUAACAGUUGUAAUUCCUAUUUACAGUUUUUACGCGAUUUAUAUGGUGUUUGUUGCGAUUCAAGCACAUGAUUGACGUGGCAUAAGUAGUGUUUAGCUCUGUGAAACUAAGAUAUGCUUAUUCCUUUUUCGUUGUUGGAAACUAAGUUCUCGUCGCAUAGUGUGAGCUGAUUUGACAGUAGUCUCUAAUUUCUCAUCUCUCAAUGAAGCGAACAUGGAAACAAGUUGAAAGUUUUGCUUGGUAAAAAGAAGGAAUUACAUUCCAAGAGAAAGGAUUAACAUGCCUGGCUAAUAUUGGUCUAUGUCUUCAUAUGUCCUGCUAAUCAAUUGUGUGUUGAUUUUUUUUUCUUGCAUUGUGUUUUUAUAAAUUUUGGCACGUUUUGGAAUAAUAUCGAUACAUCGAAUGAUCAUGAAUUUUGUUGUUGUAGCGACAUGGAUACAAAAUCCAUGUACAAACGAAAACUUCUGGACAUAAUUUCUAUCUGCUUGUUUUUAUAUUAUUCACAAAAUAAGAAAUAUAGGAAAGUAGUAGAGAAUGUAGGACGAAUUAAUUUAUUAUACUUUAUACUGUAUAAAUAUUGCGUUAAUUUAAGAUGUGUGAUCAAAACUGAUGAAAGCAUAUAAGUAAUAUAUGACAAACGAACAAAAAUAAGAUAUGAAAAAAGAACAAUGAAUUAGAGAUAUCCAGAUAAACGCCAAAACUGCAAAAUAACCGAAAUAUUGUAAGUUAGAGAGAUCAAUAUAGCGGGCCAUCUACCAGUGCGUUCAAUGAAAGAAUAUUGCGAUUUCAUACACAUUAAAAUGCAUAUACUAAAACAUCGCUAAAAGAAUAGAAAUAUCAAUGAAAUCAAACGUAGCUAAAAGCUUAAUGUCUAGCAUUAUAAGUACACAUAAAUGCGUGUUUUGCCUAACUUCUCAUCUAUUUUAUGUGAUUCAAAAUGUAUUGUUAUUCAAUGUUCAUGCUUCGAUAGUUGUGUGUUUAGCGUCUGCAGAGAUACAGCAGAUGAACUAAGAUAAGUAGAUGGGUGCGUAUGCAUACUCUUAUUUGUUACAUUAUUUCAUUCUUGCUUAGAAUAUUGAUAAUGACCGCUUACAAAAAAAAAAAAAACUACUGCAACCAAUAGAUUGCAACAACAUUUUUUCACACGAUAAAGAUCGGUUCAGUUAAAACUUUGGUUAAAAAUCCACUCUGCAAAAGUUAUGAAGCAAGCAAAAUGAAAAAAAUAUAUACCAGAAAUGACGAUAUGAACAUGUUAUUGCAUACCGAUAAGGAUGGAUUUAUAAUAAUGUGUGGAAUGCAUAAUUUAUUUGUUUUCAGAUAUAUAUUCAGAGAACAGUUAUCGUAUCUAUGCAAUCAAUGUAUAAGACUUAUUUGGACGUGCUAACAGUAGUAGUAAAACAAAAAAGCAUUGUGAUGAU